Apodemus sylvaticus (European woodmouse) is the source of this 3091-nucleotide messenger RNA. Its product is annotated as ankyrin repeat domain-containing protein 26-like. The record is from RefSeq and is a predicted model, not a curated record. Bases 125 to 970 code for a protein of 281 amino acids. NCBI's taxonomy places the organism in Eukaryota, Metazoa, Chordata, Mammalia, Rodentia, Muridae. The transcript has 11 exons.
UGUGAACGUAUAAGUAAUGAAAUUAUUGCACUGCGAGAGGAGUGGUCUCAACUAGAGAUUGAAAAUGCUGAACUGCAAGAUGAGCUAUGCAGUUUGAGGGCCACCCUUGAAAGUUUAGAAUUAAAUGAUGCAGCAAGCCUCCAAGCAGAGGAGAAUGAAGAGCUUUCAAGAACCCCGGUAUAUGGACCUGUGCACAAUGAUGGAGAAGGACUCAGAUGGACAUCAAAAUGGAGAGUUUUCAGGUUAUAAUGCUUCAAGUACAAGUCACUGCGAAGAGGAUACGGUACUGAAACUAAGAGAGAAGCUUGAAAGUAUGGAAACAAAACUACAACAAGAAUUAAUCCGCUGCCAAUGCAAGGAAGAUGAAAAUAAUCUUUUGGAGCAGAAAAUAGCAGAAAGGAAAGCAGCCCGGGAGAACCGUGAAGCGGAAGAGGGUAGAAUAAAGCAGCUUGAAGAGAAAAUACUCAGCCUCAAAGCCGAUAUGGACAAGAACAUGGUAGAGCGAAGUGAGGUAGAAAAUCAUAAGAAAGCCAUUGAAGAGCAAGCUAGGAGUCAAGUCAUGGAAAAAAUAAACCAAGAGAACCAAGUCUUACGGGAACUAGCUGCCUCUGAGCAACAGAAAGAUCAGGAAAGACAGGAUUACAUCAUGUCACUGGAUCAUAGAUAUAAGGAAAUUGAACUUGAGAUUGUGGAAACAAAAUCUCGUGCAAUUUCUGUGAAAGCACAACGGAGAACAUUUGAAGAAAAAUAUAGAGCAGAAUUGCAACUUGGAGAACGAUUGAAAUAUGAACUUGAAAAUAUUUACCGCAGUAUUGUGGAGUUACAGAACACCAAGUCCAGGCUUGCCUCUGAGAGAAGGAUGAACAGGCUGUCACACAUCCACACUCACCACAGAUCUGUCUCAGAGGGAACCAGUGACAGCAGUCUUCAGAAUAUCUUUGGGUUCAACAGCAUAGGGGCCACGAUUUAAGUCCACAUUCAAGAAGGAGAGCUUGGUGGAAUAGCUUAAUAAGGCAGGGCAAUGGUCUAAGCAUUUCCAAGGCAUAAAGUUGGUCCACUCAAACAACCCUUGAAUGAAUGUGAAAUUGUUAAAUAUGUCACAAUACAGACAAUUCUCACCAGUCAUUACUGUAAAAUUCAGGUAAUGUAUCCUUUUAUAGGAGCAUGAUGAAUUCUGAUAUAAGCAAAGAUGGGAUCCAAGCUAUUUUGAAGGGAUAAUUCUCUUAAUAUUUUCAAGGACAAAGGAGGUCUGUGGCACUUGCAGUUUUCUUGGAUUAGUUAGAUCACGCUGGACUUCAUAAGGAAGAUUGAAAAUGUCCUUCUGUCCAUGUGCAAGACACAACUCCAUAAUGUGACCUCUGCUGCAUGGCCUGCAUAAGAUACUGAGCUGUUGUUCAUCAAAAUCUUAGGGUUAAGCAAGAACGCAAUAACACAGGUCCUAAAAUUCUGUGGAUGUGGCUGUUUCAGCUAGCAAUGCAAAUAUUAUAGUAACGUACAGCAUCUAGCUGUCUAAAUUUAUAGCAAAUGAUGCAAAGGUCAGAUAAGAUAUGGUAUACCUGGAACUAGUACUGAGUUUAUUAUCUCUGGCCAUUAGUGUGUCUCUUUGAAUGUUUUUAUGGUCAAUGUCUCUUUGAAUUUUGUCUAAAUCUAAGGAGAAAUUUUUAUCAAAGUUUAGAGCUCUACGUCCAGAUUUCCUUUUCACCUUUAUUAAGUGAGCUUUCCCAGACCAUUAAAUCUCAUGGCUUUGGUUACUGACAUGGAGGAUAGAGUCUUAGUGUCUGUGCUGUGAUCAUUGGCUAUAACACUCAUGUUCACUUGCAAAUUUCAAAUUCUGGAUUACACACUCAAUUCUAUGUCGCAAAGCUUAUUCUUUAUUUGUUAUUUUUAGAGUUUGUAGAUAAAUAAUAAAAUUAUCCUUAGCUAGUUUAUAAAUUUUAUGGCUAAUAUUGUAAGUUAUAUUUAUAUUUACCAUGUAGAAUUCUUUUUAAUAACUAGAGUUAUUUUUUCCUUUUUUUCUGGAAUGAAAUAUGUGGAUUCCUGCAAAAUUUAAACAAGCUCCACUCCUGAGUUACCCUACCUUCUCUGAGAUCAAGUCUUAAAAAUGUUCUACAGUUUCAUCAAAGGUUUGCACUGUCACAGUUUUCAGACAUAUCAAAAGAGAGCAUCGGAUCUCCAUUUCAGGUGGUGGUGAGCCAGUCCCUGGUUUCUGGCAACUGAACUCAGGACCUCUGGAAGAAGACAUGAAGAACAUUUCUAAAAUGAGACAAAAGAACUCAAAUGAACAAGAACAUGGAAAGUUUACUUGUCCUGAAGAUUUAAAUGCUAAUCAAUCUGAAACUGAUGAAAUUACUACACUAAAACAAAAGUGCUAACAAGAGGAAAGUGAAGCUGCAGAGAGCUUUCAGAAAGACAGAAAGACCAACCUAGCUCUCCAAGCAAGCCCCAAAAUACCAACAACUGCUCCAGUUUGCCUGUAGGUGGAUGAAGAAGUUUUAAGAAGAAAUCCAUAUAUUUAAAUGGUAAUGGACAUAAUCAUCAUUAUGUCAAGUACUAGAAAUAGCUCACUUUUUACCAGAUUUAGUUCCAUCUGGGGUCAAGGAGUCCUUUUCUGUGGCUUCCAGUUUAUUUUUCUCACCAGCUCCUUGUCAUGUAUAGUGGUUUUGAUAUACUCAGUCCAAGGAGUGGCACUAUUAGGACCUUUGGCCCUAUGGUGUGGUAUUGCUGGAGGAAGUGUGUCACUGUAGGCAUGGGCUUUGAGACCCUCAUCCCAGCUACCUAAGGAACCAGUCUUCUCCUAGAGACCUUCAGAUGAACAUGUAGAGCUCUCAGUUCCUCCAUGCCUGCCUGGAUGCUGCCAUGUUUGAUCCUUAAUGAUAAUGGAUUGAACCUCUGAAGUUGUAAACAAACUCCAAUUAAAUGUUGCCCUUAUAAGAGUUGCUUGGGUCAUGGUGUCUGUUCACAGCAGUAAAACCCUAACUAAGAUAGCCUGCUUCCUGGUCUAGUUCAGGAACUUCUUGCCACCUUUGCUACACAACCUAGCACCUGCAAACCCUUCCCUAGACCUAGAUACUGAGCCCUACAUUCUUUUGUG